AUGGAACGUUUGUGUGUGAUUCUUUUGCUUGCAUGUAAAACUUUCAUAGUGAAUGCGCAAUUCAAUGGGUUCAACUGUGAUGCCAGCUUCCACAGCCGCUUCCCCGCUGAGCGGGACAUCAGCGUGUAUUGUGGAGUGCAAACCAUAACACUGAAGAUUAAUUUUUGCCCGGUGCUUUUUUCUGGCUACACCGACACUGACCUGGCGCUGAACGGGCGUCACGGCGAUGCCCACUGCAGAGGGUUCAUCAACAACAACACAUUCCCAACAGUCGUGCUGUUCAGCAUCAGUCUCAGCACGCUGGAGGCUUGCGGAAACUCACUUGUGGUCACCACGGCUCAGGGGCCCAACGCCUAUGGGAAUCUCUCCUUGGUCCAGAUUGGGAAUAUAGCAGGAUACAUUGACACUCCGGAUCCCCCGACGGUCAUCAGCUACCUACCGGGACUUCUUUACAAGUUCAGUUGUAGUUACCCUCUGGAAUACCUGGUCAACAACACACAGCUUGCUUCGUCGGCUGCAGCGAUAUCAGUGAAGGACAACAAUGGCACGUUUGUGAGCACGCUGAAUUUACUUCUAUACAAUGAUUCCACAUAUGUCCAUCAUCUUGCCAUCCCAGUGUCUGGACUUACUCUGAAGACGCGAGUGUUUGCUGCAGUAAAAGCCACCAACCUAGAUAGGAGGUGGAAUGUUCUGAUGGACUACUGUUACACAACUCCCUCUGGGAAUCCUAAUGAUGAGCUCCGAUACGACCUUUUCUUUGGAUGCGAUAAGGACCCGCAGACAACAGUGUUGGAGAAUGGGAAGAGCCAGAUGGGCCGCUUCUCCUUCGAGGUGUUCCGCUUUGUCAAGCACAAGAACCAGAAAAUGUCCACUGUCUUUCUGCACUGCGUGACCAAGCUGUGUCGCUCUGACGACUGCCCCCUGCUCUUGCCUAUCUGUGGUAAGAGGAAGAAAAGGAAUGUGUCGGAAAGAACUGCUGUGGCUUCUGACAAUGCAGUCAUGACUGCCGGGCCCAUCGUCACCCGAAGUGAUGAAACUCCCAGCAAUAAUUCCCAACUAGCACAGUUAAACAGCCCUCCAUUCAAAAUGAAUUCAGCGACGAGUGCCUUGAUUUCUGCCAUCGCUAUCCUCGCCGUUAUGAGCAUGUGUUUCUUCAUCCUGUCUAUGUCACUGCUGAGAGGGAAAUAUACGCCACCAACACCUCUGUCAGGAACUCACAACCCAGCGUUCAGCUAAAUGCACACACACGGCUGUUCGGUCAGCUAAACAAUACAACAAUACCUGUGUGUGGAGCUCUUCGGUUACACACAAUCAUACAGUACAGGGAAAUAAUAUCAUAAUAUCACUCUACACAGCCUUUAGCUAAACACAGCUGCCUAUUUUAGGUCACAAAGCAUCAAUACAGAUACGCUCAUCACUGUAAAUUUGCAUAACACACAAUCCUAAACCAUAAGAGGCUGAACUCUGAUUGGAAAUGAUUCUC
Molecule: messenger RNA, 1483 nt
Organism: Sinocyclocheilus rhinocerous
Lineage: Eukaryota; Metazoa; Chordata; Actinopteri; Cypriniformes; Cyprinidae
Product: zona pellucida-like domain-containing protein 1
Exons: 10
Coding region: 1-1236 (411 amino acids)
Source: RefSeq, a predicted model, not a curated record